Molecule: messenger RNA, 1166 nt
Organism: Morus notabilis
Lineage: Eukaryota; Viridiplantae; Streptophyta; Magnoliopsida; Rosales; Moraceae
Product: homeobox-leucine zipper protein ATHB-12
Exons: 2
Coding region: 136-714 (192 amino acids)
Biological process (GO): positive regulation of DNA-templated transcription
Cellular component (GO): nucleus
Molecular function (GO): sequence-specific DNA binding; DNA-binding transcription factor activity, RNA polymerase II-specific
Source: RefSeq, a predicted model, not a curated record
UUUACUUGUACCAAAAGUCUAGCAAUUUCAUCUUUGAGUUCACAUUCUUUAGUGUUUACCCGGAAAAUAAAAUCCCACUUUAGUGUCACACAAAGGGAAUCUAAGAAACACAAAAACACAGAAAUUUCCUCAGCCAUGAACUCGAUGACUUGUGCUCGAAAGAACAAAAGGCGGAUCAGCAACGAGCAAGUCAAGUCGCUGGAGAUCAUGUUCCAAUCGGAUUCAAGGCCUGAGUCGAAGACCAAGCGGGCGAUCGCGGGGGAACUCGGGCUGCAGCCUUGCCAAGUCGCCAUAUGGUUCCAGAAUAGAAGGGCUAGGUCCAGGACCAAACAGAUUGAGAGAGAAUACAGCAUACUGAAGACUAGUUACAACAACUUAUUCUCUAGAGUUGAGUCUCUUAAAAAAGAGAAUCUGGAACUAAACAUCCAGUUGCGGGAAGUGAAGACUCUGCUGGGAAUGCAUCAUGAAAGUGAGAAUUCGGGUUUUGUUAAAACUGAGGAAGCUGAAGGUGGAAAAAAGGCGAUUAAAUCAAACGGUGUGACGAGUCAUUUAUUAGAAGGUUGCAAGGACAAAGUAGGAAAAGACGCUGAAGUUGUAGAGUUGGCACAAAGUAGAGAUGGUUCUUUGACAUCUUCGGUGAACUGGUCCAGUUUCGAGUCAUGCUGUUAUGUCAACGAGACGAGUUGUUCGCAGUGGUGGGAGUUCUUGUCUUGAUCACUGACUCAACCGAGCGAAGUCACAUAUAAGAAACAAACCUAUGCACACAGAGUUUUCUCCGCUAGUGCAGAAUAAUUUUGGGAGACAGACCCCAAAUACAGAAGUUGAAAGUCCAUUUCUGUGCAAGAAUUUCGAACCUCCUUUCUCUCAGAACAUAUAGCCAAUGAAUACUUUUCAAACUCCUAAGAGGCCUGAGAUAAUGCUGUAACGAUGAAAUAUAUAGUCCUAAAUACGACUUCCUAUCUUAUGUUCAAGUAUUACCAUACUAGGUACUUACUAGACAGAGUUUCAACUUAAUUCUGGUUUUUUUUUUAUUUUUAUUUUUAAGAAAAUUAGAAGGCAGCUGAGCAUAAAUAUGAAAUUCCAUUAUUUAGUGCAUAAAAUGAAGAAGGUUAUUGCAGGCUACUUGUAAAGUCUUAAUGACCUUGUGUAUCAAACCCCUAUAAAUG